This is a messenger RNA of Cyprinodon tularosa, 600 nucleotides long. RefSeq names its product eukaryotic translation initiation factor 4E binding protein 3, like (gene eif4ebp3l). Gene Ontology annotation, molecular function: eukaryotic initiation factor 4E binding. Gene Ontology annotation, cellular component: cytoplasm. The record is from RefSeq and is a predicted model, not a curated record. The transcript has 3 exons. Gene Ontology annotation, biological process: negative regulation of translational initiation. Lineage: Eukaryota; Metazoa; Chordata; Actinopteri; Cyprinodontiformes; Cyprinodontidae. Bases 218 to 553 code for a protein of 111 amino acids.
CUGGUCUCUGAGCUCCUUCUCUGUGCUCACCAAGCAGCGCGUGGAUCAUCUGGUUGCUGAAGAACCAGCACUUCUUUCUUUCUUUGUUUUAUCAUUUAAAGUUUGUAGAAACAAACUUCGGAGCUGAAAAUAUCACCCAGAGUUUCUGUUUCAUCUGUCAUCUGGAAAGAAGCAACAGCGCGUUGAAUUUCUCUGUGAGCGACGUUUAAAAGGCGACAUGUCGACUGGAGGCAAAGCGGUGAAAAGCUGCCCCAUCCCCACCAGGGUGCUGACCCUGAAGGACUGGUCCCAGCUGCCCGACUGCUACAGCCAGACCCCCGGGGGGACUCUGUUCUCCACCACGCCUGGAGGAACUCGCAUCAUCUACGACAGGAAGUUCCUCUUGGACUGUCGGAACUCCCCCCUCGCCAGGACGCCGCCGUGCUGUCUGCCGCAGAUCCCAGGAGUGACGAUACCGGCCACACACGCGCACCACACGGGGAAGCUGCAGGACCUCAAGGAGGAGGCAGAGGAGGAUAUCGGAGACGACAGCCAGUUUGAGAUGGACAUCUGAGCCAACUGCAUCACCUCCUAUGGAGUGUUAUGUCAAAACGCAUAAAA